ACAACAAACAGUGGUUUCAUUCAUGGUUGCAAUGUGACAAAAUAUACAAACACAUACAUAUACAUACAUUUAACUCCAUGGAAACCAACGUGCAUUGUUUACUUGCUUCUUCUUUUUUACUACAGCCGUUUCUACAAGCAACCGGAUUGAUUUACAGAAUUUUAUCAAUAGUGUUGGUAUCUUUAUGUUUUUGUACUUGUUACUUAUCGCCAGUCGGAUUCCGUCUCCUGUACAGAGGGCGGCAGUAAUUCCCCGCCACACACACACACAAAACAGCGGAAGAAGAGCAAGAAGAAGCUCCUAGCAAGUUUGGGCUUUAUUUAUAUCAGUUUCAUUGUUUUGAAUUAGUUAUAUAGGAUGAGUUAAAAAUGGAAACAGUGACAUCCGACUCCUCAGCAUGUGAUAAGCAAGAAUCCGCAAUUCCUGAAGCAUGCUGUUUGACGCGGAUCGGAAGCAAUGCAGACUGGCUUCUGUUGCCGGAGAAUCAAGAGAUCAAGAUUGGACGUGGUGUAGACGUCACCUACCAGCUCGUAUCACCGUCUUGCCCUCUGAUGAUCUCCAGACUGCACUGUUGCUUCAAGCAAAAGGGAGAUGGGCAUUGGACUGUCACAGACAAAAUGAGUCUAAAUGGCGUGUGGGUGAAUGGGAUACGCAUACCUGCGGAGAGAGCCCACCGACUCCGCCUGGGGGACUCCAUAAAGCUUGGUGUUGCUGCGGCUGGAGCCCAAGUGGAGCAUGAGUAUAUAUUUGUCAGACGGCCCCUCAAAGAACUAGAACCCCACCUGGCGCAGGUGUGCAGUCCGAGUCCCAAGGCGGUCCCUGUGGCCAAUACCAGCAAAAGGAAGUUCAGCACGGAUGAAACGGAGCCGUCCACCUCCUCAAAGCAGAAGCUUUAUCGCGGCUCCGUGCCAAACACUUCCUGCUCCGCGCCGGGCCUGGAUACAGAACCUAGACAGAGGGCCAGGCCGCCGUCGGAGGGCACGCCGGGCCUGGAUACAGAACCUAGACAGAGGGCCAGGCCGCCGUCGGAGGGCCCGCCGCUUCACGCUGGGAAACGGCAGGACGCCAUCGUGAUCUCUGACGACUCCAACAGUCCCAGCGAACGGGACAAUCUUCAGAUGUUCAGCCAGAACCUCCUGACCCUGCGGGCGCGAGUCAAGGGCACCCAGAAGCAGUUGGCCACGCUGGAGGGCACGUCCCAGCAGGGGGACGCCUCCCAGGAGGCCCAGGUCAGGGAGCUGCAGGGCCAGCUGGGGGCGCUGCGCACCAAGACGCAGCACAUGGAGAUGCUGGAGAAGUCCUUCAGCCAGACCAGAGCACAACUGGCACAGAAGACAAAGCAGGAAGAAGAGGUCUUAAAGAAACAACUAGAAGACGCCUUACAGGAGCAAAGGAACGUCAUGGAGGAGCUCGCCCAUUCUCGGCAAGGCUUUGAACAAGUCCUUUUGGCGAAGAACAGGGAGCUAGAACUUACCAAAGAGGAGAAGGAGAAGGAGAGGGCCAAGAAAGAGCAAGUGGUCACGCAGAUGACGGAGGUGAUGGAAAAUGAGCUCCAGUGUAUCAUUUGUUCCGAGCUCUUCAUUCAGGCUUACGUGCUGAACUGCAGUCACAUCUUCUGCCUGUACUGCAUCGGCGAGUGGCGCAAGCGCAAAGACGAGUGUCCCAUCUGCCGCCAGACGAUCCGCUCGCAGACGCGCUGCCUUGCUGUGGAUAACUUCAUCGACAGCAUGGUGCAGAACCUCAGCGCCGACACCAAGACCCGGAGACAGGUGAUCGUCAACGAGAGGGAAGGUGAGAGGAGCCACGCCUCCGGAGGUGACGGUGAUCCAAGAUGACAGCAGCACGACCAGCAGCAGCAGCAGCAGCAGCGGCUCCAGCGGGAGCAGCCUGGACAGCGGCAGCGAGUCGGACAGCGACGCGGCGGACGGGGAGGUGGAGAACAUCAGCCCUGCGGACGGCAGCAUCCACCUGGACAGCUCGGGGGACGGCACGGUGGAAUCGGUGGGCACGGACAGCAGUCAUCAGAGCCUAGACCUCAGCCCUUCCACCAGCAACAUCUCGGGGGGCGAUGACAGCUUUUAUAAUUGGUGAAAGGCCUGGGUGGGCUGGGGGUUAAAGGCCGAUCGCAAGGCACCAGAAGCACGUGGACUCCGACGUGCGCUCGCUCGAGCAGCGAGGGGACGUUUUUGUGACGCAUAAGGAUUCCGACCUUCGCUGCAGUUUUCGGUUCUUCAACAGAAAGAAUCGAGCGGUUGAACAAAAUAGUAUGAAUUAUUAUUUGAAUUAUUAUGUUCUUGUUUUCUUCAGCUGUUUUCGUCCGCUCAACAAUGUGAUUGGCCGUUGGUGCAAUUUUCUGCUCCUCUGUGGACUUUUCUGUUAUUUUGGUUUGUGCUUUGUAGUAUUUAUGCUGUGGUCAUGAUGAAUGGAAACGAGUAAAAGUUUGUUUGUAUUUCGUGACGCAAUUGUGAAACAUGUUAAACUUAAAGGAAUUGUACAAUCAGGACCCAUGCUCUACUUGCUAGGUUAUAGGUCGACACAAGGUGGCGCCUGAUCAUCAAAACCUUAUUCACUAAUGUAAUGUAUACUUUUUUGCCUAAUGCAAAAGGAAAAGAGACUGCAGCCAUGUUUUAACAAUAUCUAUAAAUACAAACUCUGCAGCCUCCUUGAUUUCCUCGACUAAAAGAAAAUCAUGAAUUGAACUUGCCAAAGCUGUGAGAUAUGAGAAAACAUUUGUAAGCAUAAAGUAAAAUGUGAUGUUUGGUAUUCA
Gadus macrocephalus (Pacific cod) is the source of this 2767-nucleotide messenger RNA. It is a transcript of the gene rnf8, whose product is annotated as ring finger protein 8, E3 ubiquitin protein ligase. The record is from RefSeq and is a predicted model, not a curated record. The transcript is spliced from 9 exons. Gene Ontology annotation, biological process: double-strand break repair; protein K48-linked ubiquitination; ubiquitin-dependent protein catabolic process. Gene Ontology annotation, molecular function: histone binding; ubiquitin protein ligase activity. Gene Ontology annotation, cellular component: ubiquitin ligase complex; cytosol; nucleus. NCBI's taxonomy places the organism in Eukaryota, Metazoa, Chordata, Actinopteri, Gadiformes, Gadidae. Bases 369 to 1835 code for a protein of 488 amino acids.